AUGCUUUACAUACUCCAAGCUAUCGCGACUCUCAUCGCUGUCUUCGCGGUGUCAAUUAUGUCGCAGUUUCCGCCCCCUGAGGACCCCUCUGUCGCCACCCAGUUCAUUCAAGACCUGGAUGCUCUGAUUUCCAAGACGGCAACACAGCAAGCCUCAGCCGAUGCAAUCACAUUUCUCGAUGGCCCUGCGCUGUUCACGGACAGAGGACAUCUUUACGAUACCUUAGAAGCCUUCGAAAGCCUAGUCGCCAGCAUGGACAUUUACACUUCCCAGAUCCGCGAUGCACCACCUCUGCCCACCGGCACAAACUCAGACACCGUAACCACUAGAUAUCGCAUUUAUAUGAGCAACCAGGGCCGAGUCAUGGCCACGCUGAACAGACACGCCGGACUAUUCAGAGCUAUCCGACUCGGCGGACGGGUGGUUUCGGGACUGGAGAGCUUCAGACGGAGUGUCAUCAACUUCGAGAGUGCCGUGCUUGUGUUCAAUCCGACGCGGGCGGAGGAGACGCAUGCGUUUACUUUGGAUAUGAUUGAUAGGUUGAAUGGUGCUGUGCUGGCUUAUGGGGGUGCGGUUGGGCGGGUUAGACGUCGUGCGUUGGCUGGUUAG
This is a messenger RNA of Pseudovirgaria hyperparasitica, 609 nucleotides long. RefSeq lists its product as uncharacterized. The record is from RefSeq and is a predicted model, not a curated record. NCBI's taxonomy places the organism in Eukaryota, Fungi, Ascomycota, Dothideomycetes, Acrospermales, Acrospermaceae. The transcript is spliced from 4 exons. The coding region runs from base 1 to 609 and encodes 202 amino acids.